Anthostomella pinea is the source of this 750-nucleotide messenger RNA. The record is from the annotation of a GenBank genome assembly. Lineage: Eukaryota; Fungi; Ascomycota; Sordariomycetes; Xylariales; Xylariaceae.
AUGCAGCCCCCAAUGACCCAAGUCUUGCAAGGCACCAGGUACAUCAACCGAUAUGGGACGAGGACUCCUACGUCCAAAGUCUUACCAGGCACCAAAGAGUUCAGCAACCCGAAUGGGAAGAGGAUUCGGGAACCCCAAGUCGCCAAAAGAUCAACUGCCCCAAAGGCAAAAUCGUCCCGGACUGAGUAUGACCAGCACGAUGUCCACUCGCACCCGCAACACCCGCAGCACGCACCAAACCGGGCAUCAAAGGACGGACGAGAUGAACAAGAGAGCAUCAUCGAAAAGAUCGAAUCGGAAAACCCCAAAGCGCCACUCGGCAGCCCCUCGAACAGCGAAACUGCCAAUGACGUCGACCCGAAUGGCCUGUGGCCCAACGGGCAUAAGACACAACGUGUGAUGUUUGAUUAUUUCAAACGCGCGAUCAAACGCGCCCGAAGAACAACUCCCCUGCAAGAAUCGAAUCACAAUCUCCCCAAUGGCGCCAACCUCCUCAUACAACUCACCGGGGCUGAGAGACCUGUGCAGCUGAAGAAAGAUCAUUUCAGCGGUGUCAUCCGCAAGCGAACCAUGAUGGAUGAUAUGUAUGAUCGAGUCAAGGAGGAAGACCCGGAGAAAUUCCGCCAGUACAGCAAAAACUACCACAAUGCUCGGAUGAAUUCAAACGCAAACCAAGGCGAUGAUGAGGACGACGCCGACGAGGAGGAAGACACGACGGACGAGGUUAAGAAGGAGUCGAAAGAGGACUGA